AUGCAAGAUCCAGAGGAAGUCGGGGUACGGACGAUCAAGGAUCAUCCAGACAUUGAGGAUCUUACUUACGUGAAUAUCUCAGUUUCAGCUCCAUCUGGUGCUGACAUCAUCGAUUGGAUCCACGAAUUGUACCGCGACUCCAGAGGUUUUGAGCUGGGAACAUUUGACGCUACUAUCCUGGGUGUGAUAUUGAAGGAUCAAGCAGCCAACUGGGGCCGUCUUGCACACGGAUACAUCAGCGAUAUGAUUGCCUUGGUGCAUAAUUUCAUUGUCGAAGUGCUGCAGCAAAUCGCCCCCAGUCGUCGAGUCUCGGAUGGCAUCAAAAGCUUGCUCUUGGACGACUUGACCAAGAUGUAUCGAGAUGCGAUCGACCACACGCAGUUCCUCCUCGACAUUGAGCUGAACGGGACUCCUGCUACGUACAAUCAUUACUUUAAUGAGAAUCUCCAAAAACGGUACGUCAUUUACCUGGUAUCGAAGAGUAUCACGGACUGUAAGCAUGGAACAGUGGUGCGUUUGGACGACAUUGUUCAGAGCCAUCCCUUGAGCAAUGCUAGACACACCACCCUCGAGAUUCAUGACAUACUGUGUUCUUACUAUAAGGUUGCCAGAAAGCGGUUCGCUGAUGCGGUACGCAUGCAGGUCGCUGACUGUAAGCUCGUGACAGGAGCGAAAACGCCGUUGACUCUGCUCUCUGCCCAGCUCGUUGCAGGGCUUGAUCAUGAAACAUUGGAGGACAUUGCCGGUGAAGAGUUGCAGACAAAGUAUGAACGGUCGAGACUUGAGAAGGAGAUCAGCCUGCUAAGAGAAGGGAAGAAGAUCGUUGGUUGA
Parastagonospora nodorum SN15 is the source of this 831-nucleotide messenger RNA. RefSeq lists its product as hypothetical. NCBI's taxonomy places the organism in Eukaryota, Fungi, Ascomycota, Dothideomycetes, Pleosporales, Phaeosphaeriaceae. The transcript has 2 exons. The coding region runs from base 1 to 831 and encodes 276 amino acids. The record is from RefSeq and is a predicted model, not a curated record.